Penaeus indicus is the source of this 1130-nucleotide messenger RNA. RefSeq names its product TIP41-like protein. Gene Ontology annotation, biological process: TOR signaling. The record is from RefSeq and is a predicted model, not a curated record. Gene Ontology annotation, cellular component: cytosol. The coding region runs from base 2 to 706 and encodes 234 amino acids. NCBI's taxonomy places the organism in Eukaryota, Metazoa, Arthropoda, Malacostraca, Decapoda, Penaeidae. The transcript has 5 exons.
AAUGCUGCUUCAAGACUGUGUGUUUACAAGCAAUACAAAUUCACAAACAAAAGGUGUAAUUAUGCUAAUGUCACGUCCAGCAGAACCAAAGUUACCCCCUCCAAGGGAAGCGGAAUUUCUGUAUGAUGACUGGACAAUAAAAGUGACAAAAAGCCAUAUCAUGGGGUCUCAUUGCGAGGUCCAAGGCGGAUGUGGUGAAUCCCUGGAGCCUGAAAAACGAUGUAAUCUUUGCCGGUCAGACUGUGAGUUUGCCCAGAAGGUUGUAAAACCUUAUGACUGGACAUUCACCACUGACUUCAGGGGAGCUUUAGAGGGCAAUUUAGUGGCCGAGAAAACUUCUGAGCGUAUUGACCUGGAUAAAUUACGAGUUCGAGAAGAAAUUAAAUUCUACGAUGAAGUUUUUCUCUAUGAGGAUGAAUUGGAUGACAAUGGAAGCACUCGAUGUGUUGUGAAAGUGCGAGUAAUGCCAAGUGGUUUCUUUGUGGUUUUCCGGCAUUACUUACGUGUGGAUCAAGUUAUUGUUAGAGUAAAUGAUACAAGAUUAUACAGCCCCAAAGGUGCUUCAUAUAUCCUGAGAGAGACCUCAUCGAGAGAAGCUCCAAUUUCCAAAUUAAAGGUUGAUGCCUCUGUAUACAAAGAUCCAGAUGUGGUGUGGCAGCAUCUUCCACUAGUGAGAGAAACAGUUGAUAAGUUAGUUGUGGUGUAGUAGUUUUCAUCUUUCAAUGGUAAAUUAAUGAUGUAUAUUUUUUUCUGGUGAGUUUUCCCCUUGUCACUUUUUUUUUCUUUCUUUCUUUUUCUUUCUUUUUUAAGAAGAAAAAUCAAGGGUUUGACUGUUGAUACAAACUGUCUUUUAGAUUAGUUUGUUUUUGUGAAGGCAUGAUUUGUUUGGGGAAGAAAGACACCAUUUAGCUGGGGGCUUUGUAAAAUUCAUUACUUAAUAUGCAGUAGAUUUCUGCUUACUGGUAUUGUGAUCUAGCAAGUUUAUGGCAAAGCAUUAAUGAAGUACAUAUAUAAAAUUAGUAUGCAGUCUCAGAUUGUAUGUACAAAAUUGUCUUUUUUCAUUAUGUGCUAAAGGUGUGAAUAAUUUAUAAUAAGGAGAGUCAUGAAUAGAAGGAUCUCAUAUCACAUCA